Molecule: messenger RNA, 2334 nt
Organism: Candidozyma haemuli
Lineage: Eukaryota; Fungi; Ascomycota; Pichiomycetes; Serinales; Metschnikowiaceae
Gene: OPT1
Product: oligopeptide transporter
Exons: 1
Coding region: 1-2334 (777 amino acids)
Biological process (GO): transmembrane transport
Molecular function (GO): oligopeptide transmembrane transporter activity
Source: RefSeq, a predicted model, not a curated record
AUGGAAAAAAUCAAGGCUACGCUUUUCAACGAAAAGCAGGUCGACCUCUCCAGUGAAGAGAAGAAUGUUUCUGGCUCUGACUACGAAACGCCGGUUGCGUUAGCGGUUUCCAAGUCUCAGGAGUACGACCCUAUUGACCAUGCUAUCGCUGCUCAGAUCUCUAAUGACGGGUACGCUGCUAUCACCGUGGAGGACGACUCUCCAUACCCAGAAGUUAGAGCCUCGGUGCCUUCUACUGACGACCCGGCGAUUCUUCAGAACACCAUUAGAAUGUGGGUCCUCGGUACGAUUUUGACCACCUUGGGUUGUGGUAUGAACUUGCUUUUUUCUUUCCACAGACCUUCGUUUGCUAUUACUACAUAUGUGACGUCUAUUUUGGCCUACCCUCUUGGUCGUGGUUGGGAAUGGGUUGUUCCUGAUUGGAAGAUUUUUGGUGUUUCCUUGAACCCUGGUCCUUUCACUUUGAAAGAACACACAAUUAUCACUAUUAUGGGUUCGGUUUCGUUUGGUGGCGGUGCUGCUUACGCUACUGACAUUCUUUUGGCUCAAAACAAAUUUUACAACUCCGACUACGGUGUGGGUUUUGCCAUUUGCGCCAUUCUCUCCACCCAAAUCAUCGGUUUCUCCCUUGCCGGUAUGGCCAGAAAAAUCUUGGUUGAAGCGCCAUCAGCAGUGUGGCCUGCCAACUUGGUUACGGCUACUUUCUUGACAAACAUGCACGUUAACGAGAACCAUACUGCCAACGGCUGGAAAAUCUCCAGAUACGCUUUCUUUGCAAUCGUGUUUAUGGUGUCGUUUGUCUGGUACUUCUUCCCAGGAUUCAUUUUCCAGGCCUUGUCGUACUUUGCCUGGCCAACAUGGAUUGCUCCAGAGAAUGUUACCGUCAACCAGGUGUUCGGUGCUGCUACCGGUAUGGGUUUGAUGCCAAUCACCUUUGACUGGAAUCAGGUCGCUGGUUACAUUGGUUCUCCUUUGAUUCCACCAGCAUCUGUCAUUCUUACUAUUGCCCUUUCCAUUGUCAUCAUUUACUGGAUCUGUACCGCUGCCCUUUACUGGACCAACACCUGGUACGCCCAGUACAUGCCUUUGUCUUCAUCUGACUCUUACGACAGAUACGGUGAGGUUUACAAUGUUUCUAAGAUCAUGAACGUUAAUGAGUUGACUCUUGAUGAGCAAGCUUACAAGAACUACUCUCCUUUGUUCAUGUCCACCACUUUCGCCAUCUCGUAUGGUGUUUCCUUUGCAUCUAUUAUCGCUACCGUUGUUCACACUGUGCUUUUCCACGGUAAGGAUAUCAUGAACCAAAUCAGACAAAAGGAGAAGCCUGAUGUGCAUCAGAGAUUGAUGAAGGCUCACUACAAGAACAUCCCAGAGUGGUGGUUUUUGAUUGUGUUCCUUGGUGCUUUUGCCCUUUCUAUCGUCACCAUCAGAGUCUGGAACACUGAAAUGCCUGUUUGGGCUCUUAUCGUUGCUCUUUUGAUCGCUGUCUUCUUCUUGUUGCCUGUCGGUAUCAUUUACUCCAUCACUAACAUUGCUGUUGGUUUGAAUGUCGUCACUGAGUUUAUCAUCGGUUACAUGGUUCCAGGUAAGCCUUUGGCUAUGAUGUUCUUCAAGACUUACGGUUACAUCACCAAUAACCAGGCUGUUACUUUCGCUCAGGACAUGAAGCUUGGUCACUACAUGAAGAUCAAGCCUAUUCUUUUGUUCUGGGCUCAGUUGUGGGCCACCGUUUGGGGUUCUCUCGUCCAGAUUGGUGUCUUGAGAUGGGCUUACGGUAACAUUGACGGGUUGUGUACUUCAACACAAAAGAACGGUUACUCCUGUCCAAACGGUAGAGUGUUCUUCAACGCUUCUAUCAUUUGGGGUGCCAUUGGUCCAGGCAGAAUGUUCAGUCAGGGCCAGAUCUACUACCAGUUGUUGUUCUUCUUCUUGCUCGGCUUGUUGCCUGUGGUCAACUGGCUCGUGCUUAAGAAGUGGCCAAACUCUCCUAUCAGAUGGCUCAACUGGCCGGUGUUCUUCUCUGGUACUGGUUUCAUUCCACCUGCCACGCCGUACAACUACGUCAACUACUGUGCUGUGGGUAUCGUCUUUGGUGUUUUCAUCAAGAAGAGAUUCACCCACUGGUAUUUCAAGUACAACUACUCUCUCUCCGCCGGUUUGGAUAUUGGUUUAGCUUGGUCUUCCUUGAUCAUCUUCUUGUGCUUGAGUUUGCCAGAAGCCGAGUUCCCUACCUGGUGGGGUAACAGCAUCUUGAACAAAACUAGCGACAUGUUGGGUACUGCCGUUAGUAAGACCCUUGCUUCUGGCGAAGCUUUCGGUCCUGACACUUGGUAA